UAUUAAGAUAAUUCUUUUGUAGAGUUUUCCAUCUGAUGAAGGUUGGCCAUUUGCAAAAUAUCUUGGAGCUUGUGGAAGAAUGGUGGCUGUAAAUUAUGUUGGAGAAGAACUGUGGAGUUAUUUUAAUGCACCAUGGGAGAAAAGAGUUGACCUUGCUUGGCAGUUAAUGGAGAUAGCAGAGCAGCUUACAAACAAUGACUUUGAAUUUGCACUCUACCUCCUGGACGUCAGCUUUGACAACUUUGCAGUUGGUCCAAGAGAUGGGAAAGUAAUCAUUGUGGAUGCCGAAAAUGUUUUAGUUGCCGACAAAAGAUUAAUUAGACAAAAUAAGCCUGAGAAUUGGGACGUAUGGUAUGAAAGCAAGUUUGACGAUUGUGACAAGGAAGCUUGCUUAUCAUUUUCAAAAGAAAUCCUCUGUGCUCGUGUCACUGUGGACCACAAUUACUAUGCCGUUUGUCAAAACCUCUUAUCCAGACAUGCCACCUGGCGUGGCACUUCUGGAGGACUCCUCCAUGAUCCACCAAGUGAAAUUGCCAAAGAUGGCCGACUGGAGGCCUUGCUGGAUGAGUGCACCAACCCCAAGAAGCGCUAUGGCCGGUUCCAGGCCGCGAAAGAACUGCGUGGCUAUCUGGCACAGUUAAGUCACAACGUGAGGUAGUCAGCAGUGAUCUUUAACUUUUCUUUGCUGAAAAAGCACUGGCAAAACUAAACCACCAAAAAACUGCCUAGAAUAAACAAAGUGUGGAAGUAUGGCCUCGAGAAUGGUGAACUUCUUCUGAUAGAUCUUACGUUAACACCCAUCAAAUCAGACAUUACUGUACAUCAGCGUUCUCACGAUGCUUCUGCAAGUCUGUUCUUCACUUUGGAGAUUGAGAUACCAUUGACUGCUUUCCCCUUCCCAUACCCGAGUGGAUGGCAUUGUUAAGCUAUUGGAAAGGAGUCUGAUAGUUACAUGGCUUGUGUAUCAAAGGGUACUUGGUACUUAGUUUGCAUUUCUACCAUGAUUUUGUGAAUCUCUUGCAUUUACUUUGAAUGUCAAAUUAGAUUGGCCUGUUUUAUAGGCCACAUUUUCCUUCUGAUGUGUAAAAUCAUUUUCCAUUUUUUAAAAGUUUUACGUACCCAGGUUACUAUAGGUGUUCAUUUAAAUUUUAAUAUAAGUAGUUUUCAUUCCGUGCUAUGCGGUACAUACUUAACUGUUAGGGCAGGACUCCCAGGUUUACUGUUUUUACAGAGAUCUUAGUAUUUCAUUAUGUAAAUAAUUUACCUCUCCCCAACCUUCUAUGCUUUACCACUGCAUGAUAACAUCAUUUCAGGUUAUUUAAGAGUUAACUCCCUCAAUGCCAGUAAUUACAAGUAUACACUGAACAUGAUGUUCAGCAUAUGCUACAAGACGUCACUGCAUCCUUUGCUAAAAGGCUUCGAGAAUAAUACACUAGCAGUCUACACUUUGAUCACUUUGAUUGAAGAAACAAUAAAAGUCAAGGUUUCUAAAUGCUAACUAGUCCAAGAUAGUAAUGCAUAUGCCAAAGAAAUAUUAGACACAUUUCUAUGUUUAGAACUGAAAAUAGAAUUGGUCACCUUCGUAUCCCACUUCAGUAUUUUAGCUGUCACUCGUAAAUUAAGAUCUACCUGUCCCUUUAAUGCUGACAGUUGAGCUACUGCUUAUUAAAAAACUGUAUAUCGUAAAGACCUUCUACCUUUUAUUCAUUGGUAGUUUCUCCAAAAUGAACAUGGUAACCAUUGUUGGAAUUCAAUUAGGCAUCAGAACCUUUUACUGACUGAUACACUAAUAAUUUUUACUGUAAAGCUUGUGUGCCCAUUGUGAUCUUCUUUACUCAGUUGCUAAAUAUCAGAACAUCAAAUUUAAAUGUGUGAGUAGAAAAAUUAACAAAUAACGUGUAAAAUUUUUGUCUAUUUAAAAACUGUUCUUUGUAAAAGUUGGCUCUAACUAGCACAGGUAAUAUUUUUCUGUUUGAAGUUGUUUCUUUUGUUUGCAGUAAAGUUUGGGGUAGUGGGUUCCAGCCUGACUUACUGAAAUCAGAAAGCGAUUAAAACAUGCACAACCAAAGCCAAGCUUGUCCUUCUCAUUCAUUUAGCAACUAUUUAUUGUUCCUCAAGCCAGGUGCACUUGUAGCUGCUAUACACCAUCUGAACAUGACAUGGUCAAGAAACGUAUCGAAUAUGUUAGCAUAGGUACUUCUUAAGUUGAAAUGCCAUUAUUUAGGAUAAAAUUUCAUGUUGUUUGAUUAUUGUGAUGGGAAUUCUCUUUGUACCAUCUUAAAUUAGUUUGUUAAUCCAAAGUGGAGGAAGACAGCAAUAAAGUUAAUGCAAGUUUAAAACUGGGAAGACGGAGGGUAAGGGAUGUCUAUUAUAAAACAGAUUAUUACAUUGUAUUUCUUCUUAUACAUCCGUACAUUGCAUAGUUCUCAAUGAAACAUUGAAGAGCUUGCUAAGCUAACUUUUUACAAAUUCCAACAAAUUUUGAAGGGAGUAGGAAAAAAGUCAUCCAAGUCUUUUGCAUCCUUAGAGCUAACACUAAAGUAUAGAAUUUCAAAACAGAACAGCAUUCUAUUUUCCACCUACUCAUAACAUGGAGGUUGGAACUCACAGGAGAGCCGUCUGUGGUUCCACAAACAUCAUCAUAUUUUUGGUGAGUGACUGUGGUUGUGGUUACAGAGCAAGAAGUCAAGAAGCCCUCCAGGCAGUGAUGGCUAUUUCAGGUAUAACUACCAUUAGAGAUGAUGUGGGAUUUCUUUUAUCUUUGGGGAAGUUUUGAGAAGAUAGUCAAAGAAUUAGGAAUUUAAAAUUACAGGGAAAAAUAUGUAUGUGAAAAGCAAUAAAUAUUUUGUUCUCUUUGCUAUCAAGAUGUUCACACUCAGAUAUUUAUUAUACAGCAGCAAUUUAUAUUUUUAAUCAUUGCCCAUUAAUAGACGCAGUAAAAUAUUUUUGAAUCAAAACAUUUGGGGUUUGUAUGUGCAUUUAAAUUGUCUUUUGUACUGUAUGUUACUGUUUAAUUUGAAUAUUUUAUCAGAACUGUCUCCCUGUGCCUUUAUAAUAUAAAGUUGUUUCUGCAACUUUUAAUGAUCUUAAUAAAGAAUACUUUAAGAACCAUA
Mus caroli (Ryukyu mouse) is the source of this 3113-nucleotide messenger RNA. The record is from RefSeq and is a predicted model, not a curated record. NCBI's taxonomy places the organism in Eukaryota, Metazoa, Chordata, Mammalia, Rodentia, Muridae.